GUGGGAAAACGAAGCGUGGGCUGCUAGUGUCGGAGUCAGAGGGUAAUUCAGAAGCGAGCACGUGUAUUUUCAUUAGAUAUUAUUUUAUCCAAUCCGCGAAAUAAGCAGGUUUGGACGGAAAAACGCAAUCAAAUUACAUUUGGUAAUUAUUACGAAAAAAACAAGUAGGAUGAAGACGAGUGAAAAAAUAAUGCUAAUAUUGGUCUCCGUCUUGAUCGUAUCGCAAGUGAUAGAAAUCUCAUGUAUCAAAGUGCAAACGAUAACGCACAUAUUGCCAUUCUCAACGGAGCUCUUUCAAGAUACACACGAACAGCCGAGUUCACGAUUAGUAUACGGUGUAUGCGACAACAAUGAGACGAGCUACGAUUGUAGUUGUACUCUGAUCGUUGAAACCAACGAACCACCUGAUUCGUACGACCAUUUGCGUUUUUGUGAUAUUACUAUCAGGUCCAGUAGUAUGCCCGUGAACAGAGUCAAAAAUAUUUACGCCCUCGACGAAAAUACAGUUAUCUUACAAUUCUUAAGUCGUUACAACAGAUUUGCCAUUGUUAAUUUUUCAGAUUGUAGAGUCGUAUAUCCGAAGAUCCACGAUGACUGGAAAGUCAGUUUGAAUAAAAUAAGCGCACCUUUCAAUGGCACUUUUGACGUCAUUGUGCAAGAUAAUAGAAAAGAAAGUCCUUGUUUGCGUGCAAAGUGGUGCCGAAUGAUUGUAGACGUGAACGGCAACGUUAUUCAAAAUCCUACCAAUUGGGUUGACGAAUAUAACGAUAUUAUUGAUAUCGUUCAUAUUGCUAGUGGAAAACGUUUGGUUGUUGAUACGAACUCUGUCAUAAACAAAACAUUUGUUCGAGUGUACAAAGUCGACAGUAAUGGUCUAGUUAAAAUACUUAAGGAAUAUCCGGCAGGAAAUCUUCACCCACAAUCCAAUAAGAUAACAGUAUCGUCAACUCACAAACUUCUAACCGUAUGUGCCUUGAACUAUUCAAAUUUAACGUGCGGGCAAUUUGAUCACCAUGGUGCAUUGAAGAUUGAGACAAAUUUCAAGCCAAUAGAUUUCACAUACUUGCAUUCCGCUAAAGUAUUCAAUCUUCCCGAUGGUGGCUUUCUAUUACUCACCAUCAAUUGUUCAAAGAUUGAUUUUGUCGAAGAAUGUCUGACCGGCGAUGAAAAAUAUUUUUCGCUCAGAAUUUUCGAUCCAGUGACGCAAAUCCUAAAAUCAUUGGAAAUAGCACAAUUGAAAUGUGGUGACAGGUUCAAUUUGGAUGCCAUUCAUUUCGUCAGAAAUGAAAACAAAAAUAUUUGUUUAUCUUAUGUGUGCGAUUAUCGAGGAACAGAUGGCCGAGUGAGCGUCGAAGUGAAUUGUUUCACGAAGAAAGAUUUAAGCGGCGAUACGAUACGCAGGGGAAUAUAUCGGAGAUUUUGGCUGGCAUAAUCUGAAAUAAUGCGUUUGAAAAUUCACACAUUAUUAUAUUUCAUACAUGAAAGAAAAUUUCUAUAAUUAGGAAAUAUAUCAUGUGUUAGAACAUUCAGACGCAAAUAAAUUGUAGGUAUGAAAAUUUAUAUUGCACAAGGAACCAAAGAAUCUCUAUCGUCGCCGUUGAGCUUUUAUAAUUAAUUUAUAUAAUUUUUUUCAUUACAUAUGGCAGUAUAUUUAUAUUUUUUGUUCAAUUUUAAUAAAGAAUGACAAAUAAAAUUUUUUAAUAACUUUAUAAUCUUAGCAAGAGUGAUUAAAAUAUUUUUAUAUACUUCAUUUAAAUAAACAACAUGCUAAUGAAUGCUGUAAAAUCAGUUUUAUGAAAAGCUGUAAAACACUUACACAAUCAAUGGUCAUUCCAAAUAUAAUGUCUUCUAACCUGAAACAAACAAUAAUCAACUCUUAGCUAAUUAUGAUAAAGUUCAUUGAAAUGAUAAA
This is a messenger RNA of Phymastichus coffea, 1912 nucleotides long. RefSeq lists its product as uncharacterized. Bases 170 to 1432 code for a protein of 420 amino acids. The record is from RefSeq and is a predicted model, not a curated record. The transcript is spliced from 4 exons. Lineage: Eukaryota; Metazoa; Arthropoda; Insecta; Hymenoptera; Eulophidae.